Ahaetulla prasina is the source of this 8035-nucleotide messenger RNA. RefSeq names its product WW and C2 domain containing 2 (gene WWC2). The record is from RefSeq and is a predicted model, not a curated record. The coding region runs from base 421 to 4005 and encodes 1194 amino acids. The transcript is spliced from 23 exons. NCBI's taxonomy places the organism in Eukaryota, Metazoa, Chordata, Lepidosauria, Squamata, Colubridae. Gene Ontology annotation, molecular function: kinase binding; molecular adaptor activity. Gene Ontology annotation, biological process: regulation of DNA-templated transcription; cell migration; negative regulation of organ growth. Gene Ontology annotation, cellular component: cytoplasm.
CCUUCGAGUAGCGGGGUGGCGCGGAGAGGGUUAAAGCUCAGGAAUGCACCCGCCAGGAAUGUGCAUGCAGAUGAGAUGGAUGCUAAUCUCAUGCUAAUGAGUGGCUGCCGCCGCCGCCGCCGCCGCCGCCGCCGCUCGGGACUGAGCCGGUUCUCCCCCUCCCCCCGGAACAUAAGCAGCGCCUCGUCUUAGCCUGGACCCCCUGACCCCCUGCUGCCAAUACGGAAUAAGGCCCGAAGGCGGAGGCUCCGUUCAGACAUGGUGGACUGAAACUCAGGAGAGUUUCCUGGCCCGUUGCACGAUUCUGCCUCCCUCCACCCGCCCAGAGCUCCAGGGGAAGGAGGGGGCGUCUUUUCCCGCUUCCCUCCUUUUCUUUCUUGUUUGCUGUCCCUAUGGAGCAGCUAUACCCCGACUUCGACCAUGCCUAGAAAAAUGGGGAAUGGGCAAUUGCCCUUACCCGACGGCUGGGAGGAGGCGAGGGAUUACGAUGGGAAAGUCUUCUACAUCGACCACAACACCAAGCAGACCAGCUGGAUCGACCCUAGAGACAGGUUAACAAAGCCAUUAUCCUUUGCAGACUGUGUCGGAGAUGAGCUACCAUGGGGAUGGGAAGCUGCAUAUGAUCGUCAGAUUGGUGUCUACUAUAUCGAUCACAUAAACCAAACUACACAGAUAGAAGAUCCAAGAAAGCAGUGGCGACAAGAACAAGAAAAAAUGUUAAAAGAUUAUCUUACUGUAGCUCAAGAUGCGCUUAGCACUAAGAAAGAACUUUUCCAUGUGAAAGAGCAGAGGCUGGCUCUUGCCUUGGGUGAAUAUGUACGGCUGAAUGAUGUUUACAAGGAAAAAUCAAGCUCUUAUACAAGUCUUUUCUCAAGCUCCUCUUCCAGCACAAAGUAUGAUCCUGAUAUUCUGAAAGCAGAAAUCUCCACUACAAGAUUAAGGGUUAAAAAACUGAAGCGGGAACUCUUGCAGAUGAAGCAAGAAUUAUUAUAUAAGGAGCAAGGCUAUGAAACAUUGCAACAAAUUGACCAAAAAAUGUCUGGAGGCCAGAAUGGAUAUGAGUUAAGUGAAGCUAAAGCUGUUAUGAAUGAAUUGAAGUCUAUCCAAAAAGCUAUAAGCUCUGGUGAAAAAGAAAAGCAAGAUUUAAUGAAGAGCCUUGCAAAGUUGAGAGAAAGAUUCCUUCUUGGUCAAACUAUUGCCCAAUCAGAAUCAGAUUUGAGAUGCAGCCUGGCACAUUCCCAACAGUCUCUCUCUAAGCAAACUUUGGAUGCAGGGUCUCAGACAGACAUUUCUGGUGAUGUCAGUGUAAAGAACAUGGCCAAUUUAGCUGAAAAGGUCAGAUUGAGUCUUCAGUAUGAAGAAGCUAAAAGAAGAAUGGCAAACUUAAAAAUAGAACUUUCUAAGUUAAAAGGUGAAGCUUGGCCUGGGGCACUAGAAAUUGAGAAGGAAAAAUUGAUGCUGAUAAAUGAAAAGGAAGAGCUUCUGAAAGAACUUCAAUUUGUCACCUCAUGUAAACGCACGCAAGAUGAAUUGAAGCAUUUAGAAGCAGAAAGGAAGAGACUGGAAGAGGAACUAUCUAUGAAAAGCACACCUAGUGAUGAACUUACAGAGAGGUUGAAAUUAGAAGAUAGAAAGAAUAAAUUGGUUAAAAAACUUGAAGAAACUAGUCAUCUAACCACCCAUUUACAUUCCCAGCUUAAAAGCCUCUCUGCCAGUACGUUAUCUGUGUCUUCAGGGAGCAGUUUGGGAUCCUUAGCAUCUAGUCGAGGGUCCCUGAAUACAUCUAGUAGGGGGUCGCUGAAUUCUCUUAACUCUACAGAUCUCUACUACAACCAAGGUGAUCAACCUGUAGAUUUAGACUAUCAAUAUAAAUUGGAUUUCAUAUUACAAGAGAAAUGUGGUUAUAUUCCUUCUGGCCCUAUUACUACCAUUCAUGAAAAUGAAGUGGUCAGCUCCCAUGAGAAAAUGGGAUAUAGUGACUCUUCCAGUUCUUUGGCAGCAAGUCAUGCACCCAAGAUAACUGAACCUCCUAAAUCUGUCACAUCGUUCUCUUCAAGAUCUUCCCUUUCAUCAUUAUCUCCUCCUGAAUCACCUUUGGUUUUAGAAGGUGGCUUUUCAGUCUCUCCUCAAGAUUCUCCGUUACAUCAUUUCAACACAGACUUUGAGGACUGCGAUUUACCCAGUGACUUUACAGGUAUUACUACCUGUGAGAAACAAAUAUUGCUGGAUUCUGAAACUAGAAUGUCUUCUCAAUCACUUAAUGAUAAAUAUCGCAAUGAAAGUGUUUCACAGAGCAUAUCACAUUCAAGAAAUACAGGUAUUGACUUUUCAAGAAGAACAAGAACUCAUUUGCUUGAUGAGAAAACAGGCUGUGUCUCUGCUGCUGUAUCUGAUGAGUCCAUGGCUGGAGACAGUGGUGUAUAUGAAGCUUCUGUAAAACAACCCAAUAGCAAUGAAGAAGUCGCAUGUAGUGAAAAUGAUACCACAAUGCUGGAAACGGCUCAAGUACAAAUAGGACUCCGAUAUGAUACAAAGAGCUCAAGUUUUGUGAUCGUUAUAAUGCAGUUACAAAAUCUUCAGGCUCUUUCAAUAUCCCCUGGUAACAAAAUAUAUUUUAGACUUGCACUUCUUCCACCUUCAACUGACAUCAGCUGUCUAUUCCGUACGAAGUUCCAUCUUGCUACUGAACCUCUUUUAUUUAGUGAGAUGUUCAGAACAGUUCUUUCCCAGGAAGCCUUGCAGAAAAAAACUUUAAGAGUAGAUAUCUGCUCUGUCAGUAAAAGUCACCAAGAAGAAUGUCUAGGUGGAAUCCAGAUAAGUCUGGGAGAUGUGUCGUUUUCAAAUGAGAUAGCAACUUUGUGGUAUAAUUUGCUAUCUUCUAAGCACACUGCUGGAAAAAGGAAUGUGAAGCCAAAGAAAUAUUCAGUCUUUGUGGCAGCCAAUCCAUCACCUGGUUCCUUGGAUGCGGUCUCAGCAUUGUUGGAAAGGACAUCAGCUGAGCUGCAAGCUGUAGAACAAGAAUUGGCAGAGAAAGAAGAGGAAGGGGAGGAGGAGGAGGAGGAGGAAGAGGAGGAAGCACAGAAUACCCAGGGAACACAAAGUUCUGAGGAAGACUGGGUAGGAAUACUGGCAGAGGUAUCCAGAGAAAUGAAUGAAGAAGAGAAUAAAAUCAAAGAGACUGAAGAAGCCAAAUGCACAGAUAGCAAGAGAAUGAGCUUUAAUUUGGAACACGCAGGUGGUACUGAACAUGAGAAAGGCAGCAACCUCACAGAAGUGGAUCUCAACAAAGAAACAAUAGUAUCCCCAAUACUGGUUGAUAGAGAAACAAAUACAGAAGAUAAGAUUGAGUAUGUAGCUAUACAACCCAAGGACAAAGCCAGCCUGAAGUCUCAACAGCAUCCUUUUGUCAGAAACAGCAUGAUAGUACGUUCACAGACGUUCUCUCCAGGCGAGCGGAACCAGUACAUCUGUAGGCUGAAUAGAAGCGAUAGCGAUAGCUCAACAUUGGCCAAAAGAACUCUCUUUGUGAGAAAUUCCACAGAACGGCAGAGCUUGAGAGUCAAAAGGCCUACUUGCCAGUCCAACUUGCGAAGAGCAGUGCGAGAGCGCCUGGUGCGUACUUCUCUUGACUUGGAGCUGGAUCUUCAGGCAUCCCGGACCCGUCAGAGUCGCCUGAAUGAUGAACUACAGACACUUCGUGCUCUUAGACAGAAGUUAGAAGAGAUGAAAGCAACAGGGCAGACGGACCUUCCUCCAUGUAUUUUGGAAGAUGAAAGAUUCCAAAAGCUUUUGAAGCAAGCCGAAAAAGAGGCUGAACAGUCAAAGGAGAAAAAGAAACAGGGAUUAAAUGCAGAAAAAUUGAUGAGGAAAGCUUCAAAAGACGUGUGCCGAUUACGAGAGCAAAGUCAGAAAGUGCCAUUACAGGUGCAAUCUUUCAGGGAGAAGAUGGCAUACUUCACAAGAGCAAAAAUAAGCAUACCAGCUCUACCAGCUGAUGAUGUCUAACAAUAUUUUGCAUCAAAGGUGUUGUUCAUUUUUUAAUUAAAUGCUUUUAUACUAUUGUUCUACAAUCUUUUAAAGACAUAUUUUUGAAUUCAAUUGUAGAUAUUGUUUAUAAAAUAUAUACAUUAUGCUCUAAUGUAACAUUUCAGAUGUGCAAACUGUUCUCUUUGUCUUUUCUCUAGAAAUAUAAAGCAAAAUAUACAUUGAUAUACCAAUGAGACUAACUUUGUACAGUUUGUAUAUGUAAAAACAAAGGAAAUCCUAGUAUAUAUGAACUGCACUGCUGCUCUAUAUCAUGCAAUGUGUCCCAUAUGUUUCAUUUCCCAGCUUACUUUUUUACCCACAAGGGCAGACUGUGAAAAUGGCUAUUGAGCCAUCUAAUAGGUUUUGAAAAAAAGAGUGGUGAUAGUAGUAGUAGUAGUAGUAGUAGUAGUAGUAGUAGUAGUAGUAAUAGUGUGUACAUAGCUUUCAGAAAAUGUGAGUCCUCUUCCAUGCCAGCAGGUCUGUCUAGUGCAGUGAUGGCAAACCUUUUCAUCACUGAGUGCCGAAAAGGGAGAGCACACAUGCACAUAUUGAUUGCAACCCGGAAGAGGGACUGCCCAGGGCGCAUGCGCGCGCCCAAAAAUGAACUUUCCAUUUCAGCUACUGAACUUCUGGUUUCAGCCAGCUACUCUUCUGGGUUUCUGGUGCACAUGCGUAUGCGACGAUCAGCUGGCCAGCGCACAUGCUCACGCAGGAAAAUGGAAGACCACCUCUUCUCGUUUCCGGCACUGCAGCAUGCAAAAAGGCCAGCUGAUCGUCCCGCAUGCAUCUGCGCCAUAAACCUGGAAGAGUUAACAGGCGAUGCCGCAAGUGUCAGGCAACAUAGCUCCACGUGGCACUUCAGGCACGUGUUCCAUAGGUGCCAUCAUGGGUCUAGUGCAUACAGGUUCUGUUUAGAUUUCGGCUGUCUACAUGGGAACUUUCAACUUUUUUUUGUUUGUUUGUUUGAAUGAAGGAAGAGGCCUAGAAUAUUCAGGCCCUGAAUUUGGGGCUGUAUUUCAGAUCUCACUGUAUCUAAGAGCUUGGAGAGAAUACAAGGGAAGUACGUAUAACCCUCUAUGUGUUGAAAUUGAUAAUACCCAAAUGGCAGCUGUUUAGAAAAAUGGACUCAAAUUCAAUUUUAAACCUGAGAAUUCAAAGGAUGAAAUAUAUGUAAAUAUAUCUAGUAAGAGCUUAUUAAAAUAGUUACAUUCAUGGAGCCCAAACAGAUCCAUUUUCACCAGAACUGUUCUUAACAAAUUUAUUUCUCUAAGGCAGUGUUUCUCAACCUUGGCAACAUUAAGCUGUGUGGAGUUCAACUCCCAGAAUGCUGGGGAAAUCUUGGAAAUGAAUCUGACAUAUCUUAAAAUUGCCAAAGUUGAGAAACACUGAUCUAAGCACCCAUUGUAUACUAUUGUUAUAGAGAUUUCUUCUAAGAAACCUUGAUAAUGAGCACUUAAAAUAAUAUUAGUUGGGUUAAGAUUAAAUAGACCAUGUAAAUUGGUUCCUAAAUUAAUUAUGGCACAAUAAGGAUUAAACAUGGUCAAUAACCUUAGCUUGUUUAACCAGCAACAGGUUUAAUACAAAGUGAUUUUUAAAAAUUGGUUAUUCGCCAAAAUCAGUUUCUGGCUACAAGUUUACAGUAGAUACUAGGCAAAGUAUUUGAAAAGGGUCUAUGACAGUUUGCCACAGCCAACUUGAGGCCAACUUGCCAUGACCAACUCACCACGGACAGCUCACCUUCGCCAACAUGCUGCAGCCAACUCAUUGUGGGACAAGAGUUACACUAAUAUCAAAGAAAUUGUGGAAAAGAAAGGAUGAAAAAGGAUGGAAAGAAUGAAGUGUGAAUGGCAAAAUUUUUUUUAAAAAUAUUUAAUUUAAAUAAUUAAAUUGAAUUGUUAAAUUGCCAUAGAGCAAGUUGUCCUCUGGUGAGUUGGCUGUGGUGAAUUGUCCCGCAGCGAGUUGGCCAUGUAAAUUGGCCAUGCUGAGUUGACUGUGGUGAGUUGGCUGUGGCAAGAUGUCCCAUUCUGAUUUGAAAAGGUGCUUCACAAGCACAUGUGGGCGCAUCUGAAAUCCCACCCCACCCCGCUUUAUUAAAUUGCUGAGGAAACUACUGCACAUCUACUAGGAGGCUCAAGUUGGAAGUAGUUGCUUUAUCAAUCAUCCUUCUAUGUAGAGGUACUUUUCUAGCUGACCUUCAGUUGUCGUGCAUGUAUACACACGUGCAGUGUCUGUGACCAUGUUUAAAGUCUAGAAAAUCUGUGCCAAAACUUUGGAAGGAUCUCUUCAAGAACUUUUGCGUCAUUCAGUCCAUCAAAGCGUUUUGCAUAGCCAUAGUAUAGGCACAGGUUUUCUUGGCAUCCUCACUUCCCCUGGUAAUUCUCAUCUGAUAACCAGGUACUGAUUAGUUUUGAUGUCAUCCUCAUGGAACACAGUGAUUAAUGCCUUGUUUCAGCGGUGAUGUCACAGUUUUGUAGAUCAGACCAAAGCAAGGCAUCUAAUUACUUAAGAAAGGAUUGAAGAGCUAAUAGUGAUAAGUGUCUUUACUAAAUUAAAUCUGCAUGCCAUACUCCCCACUGACGAAAAUAGAACUUCUCAGUUUAUAAGAUCAGGCUAUUUAAACAAUGUAGCUAUUGCUUCCAAGUUAUGGAACAUAAGAUAAUGAGAGCAUAAAAGUUAUUUAGGCUGUUUUAAAGCCAUUUGAUGAAAGUGACACAUAGUUCUGUAUGUGAUACAUAUUCACAUAUACACAAAAAAAGAACCAAGGAAACAAAAAGACUUCUACUAAUUGUGUACUUGUUCAUUUUGCAACAUAAUUGUAUAUUGACAUGCUGUAUUUUAUUUUUCAAGGAUAUAAUAGUAUUGUUGAAAAAAAUAGGAGAACAUUUACAGUAUGUUCAUUGCCAUCCUUAGAAUUACAGAAGGAAAUAAAUUAUUGUGUCUUAAUUUAUUUUUGUAAAUCUCCCAAAGGGUCCUAUUGUUAUGCAUAACUAUAUGUAAUUAUUCAGAUCUUUUCAAUAUUACUUCUACUUGGAAGUAGGAAACUGCUUAAUAUUUCCUAGGUGUCCCUCUUUUUUUAAAUCCAUCUUUUAGAAGUGAACUAAACAUGUACAUGCCAUUUACUCUGUAAAGGUCAAUGUCUAAAAGCUGAAGUCGCAAAGUUAUUUAAUAUAGAAAUGAAGGCUGAUAAUUUCAGCUUCUCAGUUUGACAUUACAGUAUAAUAAUGUUUUAGAAUGAUAUAUAGAGUUGUAUCUUGUGAUUUAUUUAUUUUCAGUCUUAUUUAUGUACAGUACAUCUUAAUAUAGUUCAGUUCUGUGCAUUUAAAUUUGCGGGUUAAAGAAAGCUACUGUGCAAAUUGUUUUUGGGACACAUGCAAAUAUAUCUCCCUCUUUCUCUUCUGAAGGUAUGCCACAAUAUUUAGAGAGAAACAAAAAGAAUAAUAUAUUGGCAAGACAAAUUUUGUUGGGUGUUUAUUAAAAGGAUCUUCCAUCCAUCCCUUCUUUCACAUGCUAAAAUUGCAGCAACCUCAAUUAAUACUUAAGAAAACAUUCUGAAGUCCUGGAAGUCUUACACAAAGUCUGUUUAGCAUUUGAAACAAUUUUGAAAACCGUGAUCAUAGACAAAUACCAGUCAAGUCUCAUACAACACUAAUAUCAUUUUUAUCAUAAAAGUUACCUAUCAGAGAAUAGAACAAAUGUAAUCAUAUCUUGAUUAUCAUUACUUCAGUACAAUCCUGCACGUUAUAUUAUAAGUAUUAUACAAUAUUGUUUAGCCAAAUGAACAAAGUGUUAGCAAAUCUUUUAUUGGAGAAACUAAACUUCAAUUUUUAAACAGUUAUUUUAUAUUUAAGUAUUAAAUGCUCAGAACUGAACUCAAUAUUUAAUCAGGUUGUAUCACAAAUGUCUUCUAUCCUAAUAUUGUCUGUAUAUGUAUACAUCACCAGAUUAACCUUUGUCUCUGCACUUUUCAAUUGUUUCAAUGAUUUGGAAAAAUACAGUUUUUUAACAGUAA